AUGGGUCGCCUGUCCGAGUUGCUGCAGGUGCAAUUCGCAGGGAGACGGCUGCGCACCUCUUUCGAUGAGUAUGCGGACGCCUACAAGAAGUCGCAGAACGCGGGGGACGACGCCAACGACGAGGCGGAGGGAGGCAUCGACUCGGCGGUGCAGGACUCCUCAGAGGCGACUGAGAAGGCCUCCAAGAAGGUGAGCAAGGCCCAGUCCGGCGAAGACGAAGCCAUGAAGGUGAAUGACGUUGGCCAAUCUGACAAGGCCAAGUGCAAAGACGGCUGCCGCCUGUCGAGCGGAGCAGGAACGCCUUUGGGCCCUCCGCCGCCGGAGGAACGCUUCGGCGGUGCCACGGGCAACGGUUCGGAGGGCGUGGCCUUCCCAGUCGGCGGCGGCGCCAAUGGCCAGAGUGGCUACGGAGCCGGCGGCGGCGGUGCCGGCGGCGGUGGCGGUUCCGGCGGCGGCGGCGGCGGCUACGGUGGUGCGGGCGGUGGUGGUGGUGGCGGCGGCUACGGUGGUGCGGGCGGUGGCGGUGGCGGCGGGGGUGGUGGUGGGGAAGGUGACGCGCAACUGCCGCAGGAAUGGCUAGAUGCCGACGCUGCCAAAGAGGCAGACGAGAGGGCCGUGGAGCUGGUCGCCUUGGAGGCGAAGCGCACGGGCCGCAGCUUCGAGGACAUUGCGAACAUGGACACAAGUGAUCCGGCUGACGACCCGUACGCUUCCCUGCCGCGACCACCAUACAUCACAGAUGCGGUCUUCUUGGGCAAGGACAAGAAGACGGUUGGCUGGCCACCCGCGGAUGCGACGGACAAAUGGGGAGGACCACCAAUUCAACUGCCGGUGAACAUUGCCGAUAGCACAGUGAUGAUGUCCGGGACCAAUUGGACGAGCCUGCUGGCAAUCCUGGCGCCCUGCCCCAGGCCUGCGCUGCGGGACAAGGCGCGCUUCUUCGCCUUCGUGAAAACUGGUUCUUCAUUUGACGAAGACGACCUGGACGAUGGCCCCGACCCUAUCUACGAAGAGGAGCCGCCGCCCCCCGGGGCUCGGGACAAGUUCGGGGGCCCAGCCAUGCAGCAGCCCGACGACGCCGAAGGCCCCUCAGCCGAAGGCAGCGUGGAUAGGAGCCUUGCGCUGCUGGCAUCCAUGUGCCCCGUGAGGAGGAAGCGCGCGAAAGGCUUCCUUUGAGCCGGCGAAGCAACCCGAUGGCCAAAACGUGGGCCCAAGAAGUGAGAGCCGGCGCGUCGCUUGAUAGGAA
Messenger RNA from Effrenium voratum, 1246 nucleotides. Lineage: Eukaryota; Dinophyceae; Suessiales; Symbiodiniaceae. The record is from the annotation of a GenBank genome assembly.